Messenger RNA from Morchella sextelata, 1347 nucleotides. RefSeq lists its product as uncharacterized. Lineage: Eukaryota; Fungi; Ascomycota; Pezizomycetes; Pezizales; Morchellaceae. The transcript has 7 exons. Bases 1 to 1347 code for a protein of 448 amino acids. Gene Ontology annotation, biological process: protein dephosphorylation. The record is from RefSeq and is a predicted model, not a curated record. Gene Ontology annotation, molecular function: protein serine/threonine phosphatase activity; cation binding.
AUGGGUCAGACUCUUUCGGAGCCAGUAGUAGAGAAGCUAUCCGACAGCGGUGAAGAUGAUCGUUUGGCCUUCGGACUAUCCAGCAUGCAGGGCUGGCGUAUCUCUAUGGAGGAUGCUCACGCUGCGGUUCUCGAUCUCCAUAAACCUGACGUUGCGGGCACUGCCGGAAAAGAGGGAAGGUUGAGUUUCUUCGGUGUCUACGAUGGGCAUGGAGGCGAGAAAGUUGCUGCAUUCAGCGGGGAUAACGUUCAUAAGAUCGUGGUGAAGCAGGCUUCUUUCGAGGCUGGUGAUUACGGAAAGGCCCUGCAGGAUGGGUUUCUUGCUACAGAUAGAGCUAUCUUGCAGGGUAAUAAAUUACCUUUCCUAGUGUUUGUGAAGAGUUGGCUCGGAUUCAUUCUAGGGCAGGAUGCUGAUGAGUCAACCGGUUCCCUAGAUCCCCGCUAUGGCGACGAGGUAUCUGGAUGUACUGCCACUGCCGCCCUUAUUUCAGACACAAAAAUCUAUGUUGCAAACGCCGGCGAUUCACGUACAGUUUUGGGUGUAAAGGGAAGAGCUAAGCCCUUGUCUUUCGACCAUAAGCCACAGAAUGAAGCCGAGAAGGCCAGGAUACAGGCUGCCGGUGGUUUCGUCGAUUUUGGAAGAGUUAACGGCAACCUUGCGUUGUCAAGGGCUAUCGGUGAUUUUGAGUUCAAGAAGAGCGCCGACCUCCCACCAGAACAGCAGAUUGUUACCGCCUUCCCAGACAUCAACAUACACGAAAUCUCAGAUGAUGAUGAGUUCCUAGUUCUUGCCUGUGACGGAAUCUGGGACUGCCAGUCAUCUCAGGCCGUUAUCGAAUUCGUUCGACGUGGCAUAGCCGCCAAGCAAGAGCUUCAUCGUAUUUGCGAAAAUAUGAUGGAUAACUGCCUUGCCUCUAGCAGUGAUACUGGUGGUGUAGGAUGCGACAACAUGACCAUCGUUAUCGUUGCCUUACUCCGUGGCAAGACCAAGGAAGAGUGGUAUGAUAUGAUCGUGAAGCGUGUUGCUGACGGCGAUGGCCCCUGCGCUCCACCCGAGUACGCCGAGUUCCGCGGGCCGGGAGUACACAACGACUUUGAUGAUAGUCCAGACGAGUUUGAUGCGCAGAAUCAGUCGGACAUGUUUGACGACGCAGAGGAUAAAGAAGAGGAGGAGAAAGAUGACGAGGCACUACGAAAGGUAGCUGCAAGAGAAAAUAAAGGGGAGGAUGAAGAGAUGAAAGACAUCACGAAGUCGGACAAGGACAAGGAGAACGCAAAGGUCGACGCUUCUCCUGCGAAAACCGCCACCUCUACAGACGGAGGGCCCAAAAAGCAAGCUUCAAAUUAG